CGGACCGCGCCCUGUCCGCACCGCACCGCCGUCGCCUGUGUGCUUCGCUUCAACUUCCUCGGCAAGCAGAAGAGGAGGGAGGGAGGUCCUGCUCGCUCGAUCCAGACGCAUCCGCCGACCGCCGUCACCGGAGUCGCCGACAGGAUGUUUCUCACGAGGACGGAGUACGACCGCGGGGUGAACACGUUCUCGCCGGAGGGGCGGCUGUUCCAGGUCGAGUACGCCAUCGAGGCCAUCAAGUUGGGAUCCACUGCGAUCGGGUUGAAGACAAAGGAUGGUGUUGUUCUCGCCGUCGAGAAACGUGUGACCUCUCCACUGCUGGAACCAAGCAGUGUGGAGAAAAUCAUGGAAAUCGAUGAGCACAUAGGCUGUGCCAUGAGUGGACUUAUUGCUGAUGCUAGAACGCUAGUGGAGCAUGCUCGUGUUGAGACUCAGAAUCAUAGGUUCUCAUAUGGGGAGCCAAUGACCGUAGAAUCUUCUACACAAGCUAUCUGUGACUUGGCUCUGCGCUUUGGCGAAGGUGAUGAAGAGUCAAUGUCACGACCAUUUGGAGUCUCUCUCCUAAUCGCUGGACAUGAUGAGAAUGGACCUAGCUUGUACUACACUGACCCAUCUGGAACCUUCUGGCAAUGCAAUGCAAAGGCUAUUGGAUCAGGCUCUGAAGGAGCUGAUAGCUCCUUGCAGGAGCAGUACAACAAGGAACUGACCCUCCAGGAGGCAGAGACCAUAGCCCUUUCUAUCCUGAAGCAGGUUAUGGAAGAGAAGGUGACCCCAAACAAUGUCGAUAUCGCCAAGGUUGCCCCCAAGUACCACCUCUACACCCCUGCCGAGGUUGAAGCUGUCAUUGCGAGGCUGUAAAACACUUCAGAUUUCUCGAUUUCCCAUCAUCAAUCACGGUCGUUGUAUGAAGCAUGGACAUCUUGAUGCUGGCCUGUCAGCCUAGUGUGUGUUGCUAUGUUUGUCACCAUGUUCUGUCAACUCCACAAGGGCAGUUCAUGAUAGAUUAAUUGGCAGCCCGGUCAGUUCAAUGAUUUAAGUAGCAUUGAGAAGUUUGUACUGCCAGAAAGAAUGUAUACUUCUUUUUACGAAUUUAACUUCAAUUUCUUCUUUUCCCAGCCAGUUCGUGACGUGUUGACUGGUUUUGCAACCUGCAAUUUCCAGUGGUGUGUGAAUUACUGCGGUGGUGGUGGCCA
Messenger RNA from Sorghum bicolor (sorghum), 1193 nucleotides. RefSeq names its product proteasome subunit alpha type-5. The record is from RefSeq and is a predicted model, not a curated record. NCBI's taxonomy places the organism in Eukaryota, Viridiplantae, Streptophyta, Magnoliopsida, Poales, Poaceae. Gene Ontology annotation, biological process: proteasome-mediated ubiquitin-dependent protein catabolic process. Bases 145 to 858 code for a protein of 237 amino acids. The transcript has 9 exons. Gene Ontology annotation, cellular component: proteasome core complex; nucleus; proteasome core complex, alpha-subunit complex.